Messenger RNA from Effrenium voratum, 1346 nucleotides. The record is from the annotation of a GenBank genome assembly. NCBI's taxonomy places the organism in Eukaryota, Dinophyceae, Suessiales, Symbiodiniaceae.
GCACGUUUUUGUUUGUUCCAAGAACCGGUUUCUGAACCUUCUCAUCCGUGUUUGCCAUGUCGCUCCGUGCUCCCAAUGGCCGCCGGGCGACCAUGCCUCCGCAGCGCGCGUUUGCGGGGGCGUCGGUGUCUCCCCCACCAGUGCACCACAUGCGGAAUGUGCCUUCGCACUUGGCACUCAGCGGUAUGUCCAGCCCAAAGACGCCAGCAAGCCCGGCACACCGGGCAUCGCAAAGCCCCGCGCAUUACAACGGCAACAACUACGUCAGUUUCAACAACGGCAUGACACCAUUGCCAGUGCGUCAAUCUUUGGUUGUCCCUGCGGCUUGGAAUGGGGUUUCACCCCGUCAUACGGUGUCACCCCGUCAAGUACUACAACGACAAUCAACCGGCCCCAUCAAAGUCAACAGAGCUCCGGUGCGGAACUUGUCGAUCUCCAGUACGGCGAGCACAGUGAGUACGGCGCAAGGUUCGUACCAGCGUGUUAGCAGCAGGGAAAGGGAAUCCAGGAGGAAGGAGCCGGAAAUAUUCCAACAGGAAUUGGAAAGCAUGGAUGAGGAGUUGCGAGCACUUUGUGAAAGCAUAGACUCAGACAAGGACGGCGUGAUCUCCCGCUGGGAUUUCUUUUCUGCGGUCCAAGACAAUGAGUCGGUGGCCACUACAUUGCUCCCAGGGAGAGAUGGCAGCCAAGUUAUGAAGUCUUCAGACACGUUUGACGAGGCAGAUCGGGUUUACCGGCACAUGGCAGGCAACAAGGGCCGCCUGACGUACACCGAUUUUGCUUUGCAGUGGAUGGCUGCAAAGGCUCCCAAGGAGAAGCUUCCAAGUGACCUCUACGAUAUUUUCAACAUUAUUGACGUAGGUGGCGUGGGGGAGGUCUCCCGCUUGGCGCUGCUCAGUGCGGUGGAGGCCUCUGCGCUGGUGGCCAUCAGGCUGCUGCCAGGUGUCGACGCCAGCGUCCCUGAACAAGUGUUCACUGCCACGCAGGAUCUCUUUGAUGCCAUCUCUCAUGGCAAGCGCCGCAUUACUCUGCUUGACUUCGAAGAGCACUUCAAAAAGCGGCGACCAUCUCUGACCAUGAGCCGCAGCAGGGCUUGCGUGCUGCCUGGCAACGGCAUGUUGUGGCGAGCUCCAGUUUAUUGAGUGGAUAGGGCCGAAAAUGGUGCCACCUGCCCGCACCAUCGUUGCAGAGCUCGGCAAGGGACACAGCUCCCACGUUCAGAUUCCCGAUAUGGGAUAGAUGUAGCGAGUGGCGGUCAACCCGAAGGAGUUGAUGGCCAGAUGUUUUUGGAGACCGGGCACAGGACCCGGUCCUUGAGCAGGGCCUUUGAUGAGGGGAAAUGUUCA